AACAGGAAGUACUCCGCUGAGUUACGUGUCACGUCUAGAGGUUCUGUACACAAAUACCACAGGCUGUUUAAUUUGGACCACGAGAUGUAAUAAUUGUCAAACACCGGACCUUAGAGACUUUCCUCAGAUACACUACAGUUUGUAUUUAAAUCGCUUGCAUUGAUGGCUUGUGACAGAUCGUGAGGCGGAGAGAAACAGCAAUCAGAAUGAGCGGAGCGGCUCUUGCGCUGGAGGUGGUGGUGGUCUUCUUCCUCGCCCUCUUCCUGCUUCAUCGCUAUGGAGAUUUCAGGAAGCAGCACAGGAUGGUGCUGUUCGCCACCCUCCUCGCCUGGUUCCUGUGCUUUCUCAUCGUCUUCAUACUUCCACUGGACGUCAGCACGACCAUAUAUAACCAGUGUAAGAUUGAUAAUCAGGUGCACCAGGUGGCAAGCGACACUUUGAGCCCUGAUAACUCCUCCAACUCUUCAGUACUUCCAACACAAAAGAUACCUAGUAAGAUCUGUUUUAAACCAUGGAGUUACAUCCCAGAUGGAAUCCUGCCAGUGUUUUGGAGGGUUGUGUACUGGACCUCACAGUUUUUAACCUGGCUUUUGAUUCCCUUCAUGCAGUCGUAUGCACGUUCGGGAGGUUUCUCGAUCUCAGGGAAGAUUAAAACGGCUCUUAUAGAAAACGCCAUUUAUUAUGGCACAUACCUGCUCAUCUUCUGCUCUCUGCUCAUCUACGUUGCCGUCAGCCCGCAGUGGCAUCUCUCCUGGUAUGACUUGCGAACGAUCGGCAUCACAGCGGCCAAUACCUGGGGUCUAUUCCUGCUGGUGUUGUUGCUUGGAUACGGCUUGGUAGAAAUCCCGCGCUCUUAUUGGAGGGCAUCGUGCCAUGGGCAUCUGCUGGCAAAGACGUAUUUUAAAGCAGCAAAGUUAAUGACGGAAAAAGCGGAUGCUGAGGAAAACCUGGAGGAUGCCAUGGAGGAUGUCCGAAGAGUUAAUGAAACUAUCAAAUACAACCAUCCGCUGAGAAAGUGCAUCGAUACUAUUCUGAGAAAGUGUCCUGUAGAGUACCAGGAGAAGCUGGGCAGGAACAUGGACGAUUAUGAGGACUUUGAUGAUAAAGGAAAUCCUUACCCUAGUAAAACGAGUUUAGUCAAACUACA
Messenger RNA from Misgurnus anguillicaudatus (oriental weatherfish), 1147 nucleotides. The record is from RefSeq and is a predicted model, not a curated record. Lineage: Eukaryota; Metazoa; Chordata; Actinopteri; Cypriniformes; Cobitidae.